ACCCUCAGUGCCUGAAGCAGGUGGUUGGUAUUGGGUAUUGCCAUGGCACGAUUUUAUAUCCAGAGAGGAACACACAGAGGUUUAUUCAGAAGCGUGCAAAAGAUACUUAAAUUUUUCCAGACAUUCGCUUUGCUUGAGGUAGUCCACUGUGCAGUUGGAAUAGUUCACACAUCUGUGCUUGUGACUGGGGUCCAAGUGAGUUCAAGAAUCUUCAUGGUGUGGUUCAUUGCGCAUAGUAUAAAACAGAUCCAGAAUGAGGAGAGCGUUAUUCUUUUUCUGGUCGUAUGGACUGUGACAGAGAUUACUCGAUAUUCCUUCUACACAUUCAACCUGCUCAACCAUUUGCCAUACUUCAUUAAAUGGGCCAGAUACAACUUUUUUAUCAUUUUGUAUCCUGCUGGAGUUGCGGGUGAACUGCUGACUAUAUAUGCUGCUUUACCAUAUGUCAAGAAAACAGGGAUGUAUUCAUUGAGACUCCCCAACAAAUACAAUGUCUCCUUUGACUACUAUUACUUCCUAAUUAUUGUCAUGUUCUCCUAUAUACCAUUAUUUCCACAACUCUACUUACACAUGCUGCGGCAGAGAAGAAAGGUGCUUCAUGGAGAAGUGAUUGUAGAAAAGGACGAUUGAAUCGAGCCAUGUAAUUAUGGUGCUUUUAAUGGAAAAACAAGGGUAAAAAAAACAAAACUUCCUGUGAUUUUUCUGAGUCCAAGUUUUGAAACAUGGAACAAGAAUAAACAACUGUGUAUAAAAUAACAUGGACUGUAUUAUUUAUACUAUUAAUAUAUCAUCACAUUACCUUUUCGUUUCUGGUUUAACUUUGAUUUUUAAUUGUUUAUUUCUUCAAACAUAUUGUUUUCUUAUUUUCAAUAGGCUGACAAAUAGCUUUAACAAAUUGAAUAGUUGGCUAAUGUGCUUUCUAUUGUGAAAGGCUUGUUAUGACCUGUAGUCCUCAUCAAGAACAGAAGGAGAGUUGAUGAGCUGUAUUGAAAGUGUGUCUUCUGGAAAACAAAGCGUAAAUUAGGUAAUGAUGUGUUUCAUAGACUAGGGGGCUUAAAUGUUAUUUAAGUUGUACUUUAAAUGAUACCUUUACAGUUCUAAGUACUGUUAGAGUGUUGUUCAACAUUCUUUGAAUUACAAGAUCACACUAUAGAAUUCCAGAAGGAUUUAUGAAAGGAGGUGAAUCCUUGACUGUCAGUGCAAGUUUGGAUCUCUCUGUAUUUUCAUUUCUAAUUGAAAAGAAAUGUCAAACAGUAGAUACAAUAUUAUCUGAUUGAAAGCUUAUGCUGAGGAGUGACCAUGACCAGUCUUUCCAUGGUCAGUGGCUGGAACAGGAAUCAUGCAGAAGAGGACUGCUUCCUAUUCUACAUUUAAUUAUGUAUGCAGAAAAAUGAUGGUAUGGCAUUUAGAAACUGUAGUUAUAGUGAGAUAUUUUUACUUCCCAUAAUAAGCUAAGAGGCAUAAAAUAUAUUUGAAGUAGUACCUUAAAAUAUAAACUGUGCUUUGAAUCAUCCCAUCUUGUAAUUUUAAUUGCUCCCUCCCCAUUAAUUGUUUAUAAUGGAAUUAUGUAAUGCUAAUUAACAUCCUCAGUAAUAUGCAAGAGGGAUCUACAGCAUAUUAAUAAACGUUACAGAUGACACUGUAUGAUACCUGAGUGGGAGAAGUCCAACGUAUGGAUUAAAUAUAGACAGGAGUUGGACGCUACAUAAGAGAACCAAAGCAAACAUGAUGCAUUUGGGGAAACGUGGAUACUUAGUGAGAGAGAGAGAAGAUUGAAAAGUAAUAAUGUAAUAAUGCCUGUAAUAGAACAAGCAACAAUAUUGCUUCCUGCUUCAGUGAUGUCAAAAGAAGACUGUGUUACGUGCAGAAGUAGUGCAUCAGGCAGCUGGAAAUCAGAAUACUCUUGAUACUGCUGAGGUCAUUUCUAGAGUAGUUUUAUAUUUUGAGUAGCUCAGGGGUGAGGAGUAGAGUCAAUACUUAAAAAAAAAAACAAAAAAAAGAGUAAGAAAAAAAAUUAGUUGAAUUAUGAAGGAAGUCAGAAAGAUUAAGACAUUAAGUAUGUAUAAUUACUUGUGUGACAAAUACAAGUAAAAGGAAGAGACUUUGUUAGUGUGAAAGUGUAAGUAGGACUGAUUAUAUAUCCAGAGAAUAUCAGGAGAAAGCUCCUACCAAAGAAAUCAGUUAGGUUACAGAACAAUGCAGUAAAGCUUAUCCAUGUAUACAGUUUCUUGGAAAAUUUUAAGUUCCAUGUAAUCCAGUACUGGAAAAUAAUGUUUCUUUGGAAGAAGUUUGUAUUACAUACUUGAAUAGGCAGUUUCCAUUUUUAGCAUCAAUGAUUCUAUAAUAGUACAACUUAUUUUGAAAACUGGAGAUGCGUGUUUUUUCUGAUGCAUCAGGCAAUUUGAUGAAAAAGGAAGGAUUUACUAUAUCCUGAAGUCUCAAUUUCCAUUUUGUGCCUUAAAUUUUUCACACUUAUAUGUCUUCUUUACGUGGAAAUUAGAUUUCUUUUAAAUGAUAGUGUGGACUUGAGAUACAAUAAUUGUAUUCCUUAGAAUUUUAAAAGGCAUAAUCUUUAUGUUUUUAGAACAAAGGUGCUAUAAGUUAACUCACUACUUCUCAGUUUUAUAUGUAACUAAGUAUUUAAAGUUUAAAUUAUAAACCACAUUUACAGUACUGAUUAGCAAAAUACUUGUGUUACACGUUCAGACUAGCAGUUGUAUUUGUCCCAAGUUCUUAGAGUACAGUUUUAUAAACUUUACUUGUGUUUUGUCCGUGAGGAGCAAAUAUUGUGGCACUUUUUAGAAAUAUUUCUCAGCAAGCAGAAGAGUGUGAUGAAAUAGGAGUAAAUGCAAUUAGAUUAAGUUAUGUGUCUCUUUUUUAACUGUCAGGGCAGCUCACCGAAGACCAUAGCUAUCAAUUUCCUGAAAAUGCGUUGGAUACUUUCAGUCAGUGAUUUUGAAAUCUUUUAUUGGAUGAGAUGCUCUUUCUGUAAUAACAGGAAUACCUGAGCUAUAUUACGUUUGUUUUCGUUGUGGUUUAAGGCUCUUACAUAUGGCAAUCUAGGAUCUAUUUUUAUAUCCUUUUGUAUAUGAAAAAAUACAGCACUGUUUGCUAAAAUCUUUUUCACAAAGCAACAGCAUAAUGAUGGAACUUAAAAAGUAAUUUCCAACUACAGCAAGUCUUGCUAAAUGAUUCUUGAAUAAAGCUAAAAAUUACUUUUACUGCAUUCAGUGUUGCAUAGACCAGGGAGAUUGUCAUGUAGAUUAGUUUUCUUGUCAUGGACUUCAAAAUAAAAAAAAUGAAUCGUCUUCUUUUCUUCCUCUUCUCUUUUGAUUGAAGUCUGCACUGAAGCCUCAAUGUAAACUUUUUGCUUAAUGUGUCCUCCAGUGUAGUGAUAAUUCCGAGUACAGUCCUCUUACCAUUGACUUACAUGGGCCACGAUUCUAUCCUGUGUAACUUACUUAAACUUCAGUAUGAUACUAUGAAACAUUUAAUUAGCUUGUUCAAUGGAUAUAAAAAUUUAAGUAUGAUUUUCAUAUGGUGCUCUCUUUCCAGCUUAUUUUUGCCAUGUACCUUUUUUGUAUUUCUCUCUGCAAUAUUCCUUGUUUUCUAAAGCAUUGAAAUCCUCCUGUUUAUGAAAGAUUCGUGUGUAUUCAAGCAUCGAUGUCUAUAAUGUUUUGAUGUAUUCUUUAACAAAAUGUUUGUGUAAAGGUAUUUUCUUACUUGUGCUGUAUAAGCCUUCUGGAAUGGAUUAAUACAAAGUAUGUCCUUAAGGAUGUUUUUUUGUUUGCUUGUUUGUUUGAAAACUUUUGGACUUCUUGAAGUUCCCUUCAACCUACACUGGGAAAGGCUGUUCCAGGACAGACCGAGUGAAUCACCUCAUUUCACAACUCUGCCCUGCACGUCUGGAAGCCAAGUCCUGACAUCAGGGUAUGGCUGGUACAAAGGAGUAUAAUGUUGUGAAAUUGCAUCCUGCACAUUAGCUGCCAAGGGGAUCAGUGAGGCUGUUGUGAACAGCGGUUAAUAUGCGUCAUUUCUCUCACUUCUGUCUAUGCAGAAAUUGAGAAGAGAGGCAGCUAAACGUGCUCUCAUGCCUUCUGCAUAAGAAACUAAUGGGAUCAGCUGAGAGGAUCUCUGUGCACAAAGGGUGUGUUACAGAAAGGUUUUGUGCUUCACUCAGCUGUUUAUAUCUGCAUCUAUAACCACGUAUUUUUUUGAAUUACUGGUAUUCCAGUACAGCUGUAUCACACUGCUGUCAAUAACGUGGCUCAAAAUCAACAAUCUUGGAUAAAUUGUGCAGUAUGCUUCUAUUCAUAACAUAACACUCAGCCAGGUUCAUGGUAACAGGCAGAUUGCCUAGUUGAGAAGGAAUUAACAAGGAAUGGAGACCUUUUCUGUGAGCAGAAGGAACUAUCUUUUCUUAUCCAGAAAUAAAUAUAUGCAUUUUAAAUCUAGGUCUAGCUACUGAUCUGACUGUGGUACUUGCACUCUUCAUACCAGCUUACCUUAGUGGAUAUUUGGAUUUUUCCUUGAUUAUUAAAUAGAUUAAAAUGAGAAUAAAUUAGAGCCAUUACAAUAAACUGUGGUUUAAAGUAGCUGCUUUAUUAGCAGUUUUUGUGAAUCAAGCCUUUGCUUAAUCCGUGUUAGAGAAAAAAGGAAGGAAAAUUAAUACAAGUAUACAAGUAAGUAUUCUGCACAAGACAGGGGGGCUUCAUAAAUCUAAAUUUCUAUGCAGGCAAUCUGUCUGCAGUUCCUUAUAAAGGAUUGAUUAAAUGUUUUUGAAUCAAAAGAUAGAGAUUAAAAUUAAAAGAUGAAAAUUAAAUUUAAUUUCAAGAUGCGUGUGUUUGGGAUGAUGUAUUACUUAUGAGCAGUUUACAAUUCACAGUGAACAUACAUUUUUAUAGAUGAUUAACUGUAGCCCAUUACAGUGUUUUAAUCUAUGUUGUAAUGACUAUUUUAGAAACAAAUACCUUACGUUUCUGCAAAGCUCUUGUGUUUCCUUGCUCAAGUUAACUUCAGUACUAAACUUUGGUUAGCAUCUGCCAAGAAUAGUUCCUUAAACUUGCUUUCACAAUAGCACACCUUAAUGGUGUACAGUACUUUUGAUUCAGUGUCUGGUAUUGUAAGCCACUGAUGGAGGAGCUUUUAUGCCGUCAGUAAGACAGAAAGUUUUACAGGUCUUAAUUCAUCCUUACUGCCAGAUACGGAAGACUUAUCCAGUAAAUUCUUAGGUCACAGAAGUGAAUAAGUCUAAAAAGUGAAUUUAAGUCUGUAUCAAGACAGAGUGUAGAGAACUUGAAUGUUGGAUAACUCUAGCUGUCUUAUAGGAACUUGCUGUCAAGAUCAAGUCUACGGCUGCUAGUGGUUUUAGAGUUCUAAAAUGAAAAUGCAUAUUACUUUCUCAUGUAUCAGCUGAAACAUUGUCUUUUUGUUCUUGCUGCUCUGAUCAGUCUUGAAUGUAUUUUAUGUCCUUUCAAUUGAUGGCUUUGUAAAAGUGUAAGUACAGAAAUAUUUAUCUAAAUGUACCAUGUAUGGAAUUGUACUUAAAGAUUCUUAAAAGUGUAAAUGCACUGCAGCUGCUCAUUAUUGUUGUUUUUCCUGAAAUAUGUUAUAGUUAGCAGUUUACACAGACAGGAAAACACUUUAUGAUACUUUUAGUAACUUAUUUAUUUGCAAAGAUUAUAAGAUUUGUUGAGCUAGAGAUUCAGAUAUUUGUUUUAGAGAUUGUUAACACUGUAGCACUGUAGAAAUGCAUCAAUUAAAAGAUGUUUAAAACUGUGUUCUA
Meleagris gallopavo (turkey) is the source of this 5785-nucleotide messenger RNA. Lineage: Eukaryota; Metazoa; Chordata; Aves; Galliformes; Phasianidae. The record is from RefSeq and is a predicted model, not a curated record.